This is a messenger RNA of Ooceraea biroi (clonal raider ant), 4674 nucleotides long. RefSeq names its product Kruppel-like factor 18. The record is from RefSeq and is a predicted model, not a curated record. Gene Ontology annotation, biological process: regulation of transcription by RNA polymerase II. Gene Ontology annotation, molecular function: DNA-binding transcription factor activity, RNA polymerase II-specific; RNA polymerase II cis-regulatory region sequence-specific DNA binding. Lineage: Eukaryota; Metazoa; Arthropoda; Insecta; Hymenoptera; Formicidae.
GCCAACAGUUUCCACUCUUGUCAAAUUGUAUAUUAAUAUUACCUAUACUACUAUUACUAUUACUAGUAUUUACUUGUGCUGGGUUGCUGAUACUUAAAACGCGACACUGUUUUGCGUUAAACGUACAUGUGUAGGAAUAUAACAAUCUCACGAAUCUUUUGCCAGACAAUCAUACACGAAUACAUUCUUAUAGAAGGGUUCUAUUCGUUCUGUCCUCAGCAGACGUCGGACCUGGAUACUUUGCUGUGCAGGCAAGACAUCGACCGUUUGCAGAGGCUGGAAGAAGAUGAGUCCGACGCAAGGGAUACUCGGGAGCCGUCGUCGAUGCACAUGGAGGACUUCUUCGAGGUCGGCGGUCCCGCGGUAUGCCGGCCGCAACAAGCCACCUUUGUACCCACCAGAGGUCAACCGACGACCACCGGUCAGGAUGACGAUGUGUUUCUCAGGCCACCGCUCUGGGAGGAUAUUACGUCGAGUAUCCAGAAGUUAGACCCAGAGAAUGCGGACAUGUUGGGCUCGCAGUCCCACGUGAAAAUGGAAACGGACGAUGUGACACCACCACCGGUUCUGUCUCCGGUGGAGAUCAAGACGGAACCGUUACCACCACCACCAACCCUGCAUCUUCUCGAGGGACCGACCACGAACCCCGCACAAAACCCCUUUUCGAAUCCCUCCAGUGUUCAGCACGUCGUCCAUCAUCGAACGACAACGACGACGACGACGACGUCCACGGCGGCUCUUUUCAAGACAUUUCCCAACAAUAAUAACAACAACAACAACAAUAGCGGGACUGUCAAUAGUAAUAAUGCGAACGGGACUAAUACCGGUAGCAAUAACGGUAGCAGCAACGGCGCCAACAACAGCAGCAACAACAAUAACAACAACAACAAUAAUAGCGGUAAUAGUGACUCGUCGACGACGAGUCAUCACCAGGCAAACAGUAAUGCGACGUCGCCUCUGUACGGCUCGAUGACGAGGCUGAUGUACAUUUCACCGCUGACGCCACCGAUUUCCGAUCCCGGUUCACCCAUCGGCGGCGGUCCACCCAGGCGGACACCGCCACCCCCGUACCCCCAGCCGGGCCCGAUUCUGAAUCCGGCUCAUAGGAUCCAGUCAUCAUCGAUGUCGAACAAAUUCAAUAGGCGGAACAACCCGGAGCUGGAAAAGCGUCGAGUGCACCACUGCGAUUUUAUAGGUUGUGCGAAAGUCUACACGAAAAGCUCGCAUCUGAAGGCCCAUCAGCGAAUACACACGGGCGAGAAACCGUAUCAGUGUCAAUGGCCGGAAUGCGAGUGGCGAUUCGCCAGAAGCGACGAAUUGACGCGGCAUUACCGCAAGCACACCGGGGCUAAGCCCUUUAAAUGCGCGGUCUGCGAGCGCUCUUUCGCCAGGAGCGAUCAUCUCGCGCUGCACAUGAAGCGGCACCUCCCGAAGCAGCACACCAAGUGAGCAGAGCGAGAAAGAGAGAGAGACUGUCUUCUUUUGCAUCCCGUUCGUUCUCGACUACUCGUGUUGGACGCGCGCGCGCACGCGUGCACGCUGUGUGCGUACUUUUCGCCAUUCAGGCCAAGAGACGUGGAGCUUUUCACUUGAGUAUCCGUCAGUUGAAGAAGCCCGAAAGCCCAGCUGUGGAAAUCACCAAGAGAAGAGUGACAAAAGCUAUCUUUUGAGUAAUAUUAUUGUCUCUGAGGUAUCUUUAUCUGCUUGAAUAGAUACCUGUCGGGAACGACACUUCGACACCGUAUUAUGGAUGUUGUAUGCGUUUGCGUGGUUUUACGCUGCGUCUUAUGCAAGUCUGCGCUUCCGUUAUAUUCCCAUACGAUUUCGCGAUGAUUUCAGACCUGGCUUUGGGCCCGAUCGUUGGUCCCAAUUCGCAAUAUAAUACAAUAUCGAACGAACGCUCGAACAGCGAGCCGUCUUGGCUCGAUAGCUUCAGGUACACUCACUACCGUUCGGUUAAGCGAUUAUGACGAAACACAUCCUCUCGGUGUGGGUGGUGAUCGCGAGGAAAUAUUUCGUCAUAGCGCAAUACACACUCAUGGACAAUCCGAGUGAGAGAUAUUACGAUCUCCGUUCAGUAAUAUAGCGUGUUCGACACCGACGGAUGGACCCGUGCCAUUAUAGAACCUAUGAAGAAAAGUGAAGCCAAUGCUCUCGAAAGGUAAAAGCGAAAAUGUUUGUCUUAAAGCGGGGAUACACGUUUCUUAUUAAUGAUAUGUAUUGUACUUACUACAAUUUAUUUCAGAUCUGUGACUGUAUGUUAUGCGAUUAUAUAGAAUUGUGAUAUACCUGUUUUUAAUUCAAUUAUUCAAUGUUGAUAGAAUGUAACUCCACAAAUGUUUUUUUUAAUCUCCGUUUUGUUGGAAAUUGCAUUCAUCAAACAUACUCAAAAACUUAAAUGCAAAUCAAUAAGAUAUUCGAAAUUUGCUACAACUUACGUUUUUAUCAUUUACAAUUUUUAUAAAAAAACAUUAAUUGUGUUUGUUUUUUAAUUGUAAUAUAAAUAAUUCUAUGAUUAUCGUUAUAUAUUUUUAAUAUGAAUUUUUAAUACUAAAUUAUCACAGAGAAAUAUAAUUGACUACAUUUUGAUCAAAGCAUUUACAUUUAUAUAUUAUGAUAAUGUGCGAUCAUUGCAAUUUAUUAACGUGCGUUUUCAUAAAAUAUUCUGCUACAAAUUAAAGAUUAAAGGCAGAAGCAACUUUGGAUAGAAUCAGCUUUACCACACUCAUAUGUAUACUUUUCGAAGCGGUUUCUUCGAUAAUCAAAAGGAGAAGUAUUUGCUCCCUACUUGACUUGUACACGACCCGUCGCCUCCACGACGUUCUCGAGUCCUGAGCGAAAUGAUUUGCCAGAUUAAAGCCACGCUAUCUUGAAAUUAUCGCUAUCUCGAAAUUGGCUGCGACUCGAGAUAUCCUGUUUGGCGUGUAAACGAUCGCUUGCACGCUCGAGCUCAAGUCGAAGAAGCUUAAUCCGCGUCUCGCGCCGCGUGCAUCAUCCUGCGUCAUUUCGAUAGUCGUCGCUAACGCGAAAUUCGCCUCGAUAUUUACCGAACCUCCUCGAUAGCAAAAACAGAUAGAAAAGCGAGUAUCACGCUUCGUCGUUAUCACAUAUAUUCGUACGUGUGUGAGAAACGGCGCGAUAUCGUGAUGCCUUAUGUACAAAUUCGCGUAGAGUCUUGAAGAAGAGAUAAGAUGUCUUAUGGCGGUCGAUAUGCGUGUGCAUGUGUGGAUGUACGUGCGAAUGUGUUAUGUCGAUAUUGCGAGUGUGUAUUUAUGCGUAUUCUACACACGAUAGUCUAUGUAUGUGCUUGUGUAUACGUGUAAAAAAAAAGAACACAAAGAACAGAAGAUACGCAUCUGAUAGCCAUGUAGCUAGUGUAAUAUUAUCUGUAUAUUACGCGGAGCGAUGGGCCGGGAAUAAUUCGUUCUCACGCGUGCUCCGAUCGGUCCGAUCCGAUCCAUCGCUCGUUCACCGUGCUUCGCGCGAAAGGCGUAGACAUUUCGCGUAUAGAUCGUGCGCUUUGCGCGAAAACGCAAGAGGGGAACUCGUAGUCAGGAACGAUUCCAAGUAGAAAGAGAAUCUAUGGCUUUUAGAUGUCGGGUCCUUCAAUCGUUACGGGAUUUCAUGAAAUAAUCUUUCUAGGAAGAUAUAUACAUAUACAUAUACAUGCAUAUAUGUGGUGUUUUUGUAUCAUUUUUAAUUACAUACAUACCACUUUCUUAUUUUGUAAUAUUUUCGUUGAGAUACAGGGGAAGAUGAUCAUCCAUCUUCUUCCCCUGUAUCUGAUUUUAAGCUUUAAAGCUGCGCACUAUCAAAGAUUUUUCAUGACAAAAUGUUGUUAUUCUACAAUGCUUGCUUGUCUUUUUGAUUACGAGGAUGAUGGAGGAUGACAUCCUUUUAACGUUUCAUUUUCAAAAGCUUUUCGGACUUUGAGCCGUAAAACGUUACCACCCGUCCGUUCCUGGCGCUAAAAUAAAGACAACGCGCUAGAGAAAGAGGGAAGAGUCAGCGAAGAGCAAUUCGCGUAUUGCAGACGUUCCGUUAGGUUCCGAUACGAGCGUCCCUCGGGAAGGCGCGCAGGAGGCCAAAAAUUCUGUCCGUAGUCGUCGCUUUGUAUACAAUGCGCGAUCGUUGUAAUUGAUCGAUCGGAUCGUUAUGUAGUUACGUAGUUGAGCGUUAGACGGAGAACGAAGUAACGUGUCUAUUUAUAUCCGUCUCUCCCUGUUCGCCUGCCUAUCCGUUUCUCGUCACCGCAUUCUUCCAAAGGAGAUUGAUUCCUUCGACUCGUCGUCGUCGUUUCCUUCACUUGCGUUGCACUCGCGACACGUGCGUCCGUGUUUUUUUAUUUCGCCACCUGAUUUACCUCAUGUUCUCUCUUCCUCUUCCGCUCUUUCUCCUCUCGUCCUCUCCUCUUGUUCUCUUCACCUUUCGUUCACCGACGGCGAUCCUCUCCCGUCCUAGCUUGCUCGCCCGUUAGGUCGACUUUUAUCGAUUAUUUGGACAUGCGAAAUAUACCUCAUUUUUGCAAACGUGCAACAACAGACCAGCCGCGACCUCAAACGCGCUAAUCACAUUUUUACGCAUCUUCUACUCUCGACUUCAAUCUGUCCAUAUUUACGAGACGUUGUAAUUUGUGUGUUGUGUAAUUUAAAUAUACAAUGGUAUAUCUCUGUA